This is a messenger RNA of Chenopodium quinoa (quinoa), 1487 nucleotides long. RefSeq lists its product as uncharacterized. The record is from RefSeq and is a predicted model, not a curated record. The transcript has 6 exons. The coding region runs from base 159 to 947 and encodes 262 amino acids. NCBI's taxonomy places the organism in Eukaryota, Viridiplantae, Streptophyta, Magnoliopsida, Caryophyllales, Amaranthaceae.
UAAGAUAUGGAUUGGGAUUUUAACAAAUGUGGUUUUAACCGAGCUAACUCGUUCAUUUUCCGUUCCUAAUUACCCACCUUUCUCUUCUCUAAUAUCAUCAUCCUUCAAGUCUGAAAUUCAUUCUCAAUCUCCCAAAAAAAAAGGUUGAAGGAAGGAAAAUGAAUGCCUCAAUAAAAUCAGCCCUAAAAUUCCCACAAUCCAGUUUCUUUCAUAUAAAGUCUGCAUUUUUCCAUUCUACCGCAGCUCUUGGGCGAGGUCGACGCAAUCCCUGGACUGCUAGAUACAAGAAUAAUAAUAACAGUUAUAACAGAAGAGCAGGUUAUAGAAGGAACCAUUUCAAGCAAAAUUUAAUGCGGAAUGCGAACGCCUAUGUUGAUCACCUAUUUGAGAGCUGGCACUCCGACUCUGACCAAGAUGACCAGUCAGCUAAGGGCCCUUCGUGGUUCAGAAAACCUCAUAAUGGAUCAGGAAGGAAUUCUUCUCAUACCCAGGGACGUCAAAAGAGAGGAAGAAGAGGAUUCAGUUUUUGUGAAGAUGAUGAUGAUGUUCAGAGACUUGAGACCAUAUUCCAAUCCGCAUUUAGCGAUCGAUUUUUCUUCUGGUCAUUUGUGAAUGAUGAUUACUCUGAUAGGAGGAACUCAUCACGAUAUUCUAAUAGUGGUAAGACCUCUUGGAAAAGGAGACAGUGGAUUGAAGACGAUGAUGAAUACGAGUACAUGUCAGAAGAUGACACGAAGUCAUCAGAUCUAGCUUCAGAGAGGAUAGCUCUUGGGCUGAGUGCUUCUGGUCCCCUAAAACUUGAUGAUGUGAAAAAUGCGUACCGAUCCUGUGCCUUAAAAUGGCACCCUGACCGUCACCUAGGAACCUCCAAAGCUGCUGCAGAGGAGAAGUUCAAGCUUUGUACUUCAGCAUAUCAAUCUUUGUGCGAUAGACUAGCUAUGAAUUGAGAUAUAGGUGCCCUUCUUUUAAAUCCACCAUGCCUCAACUAGCUUUUUACCGUUUUCAAGAGCUUUAGGUGAGUAAACAACGCACUUGAAUUUGGUUGCAAUUUCCAGUUUGUGGCCUGAUGGUAAAGAUCGUUUCUGGGGCAGAGCCACCAUCAUGGUUCAAAUCCUACUGUUUCCAGUACCCCACCUUUCCAUAAGGGCAUUGUAUCUGAGUGGGUCUUGAUUGUAGGCGGACUAAGCUGAACUAGGGGUAAGAAGCUUUGCUCAUGUUGCCGAGCAAUGUUAGUGCAUCAUCCCCAUGUAGGCGUGUACUUUAGUAGUACAGUUAGAAAUGUAGUGCUUUUCUUUGGUAGAUGUUGAAUGUGAAAACUUGUGUCUCACGGUGAGACUUGUAUAUUUGGUGCUGUAAAUUUCCUUCUGAAGGUAGGCUUUUGGUUAUUAUAUACUGAAAUAUUUAGCGACUGGUUGUGCGACAUCUGUCGGUUGUCACUAAACUUGUAGUUUCACAUUGAUUUUAGAUGCAGUCUUACACAACAUCUA